This is a messenger RNA of Enhydra lutris kenyoni (northern sea otter), 420 nucleotides long. It is a transcript of the gene SMIM34, whose product is annotated as small integral membrane protein 34A. The transcript is spliced from 2 exons. The record is from RefSeq and is a predicted model, not a curated record. Lineage: Eukaryota; Metazoa; Chordata; Mammalia; Carnivora; Mustelidae. Bases 1 to 420 code for a protein of 139 amino acids.
AUGGCGGUGACCAAGUGGACACCUCAGGGAGCCCCCAACCAAACCCAGGCCAGCACUGGUCUCAGCUCCCUGCUGAGGGACCACAUGGAGGGGAGAAGCGGCACCAACUCCACCAGGGCCCUGAAACUUCCAGAUGGGACCAGCGCCGCCUGGUACAUUCUCACCAUCAUUGGCAUCUACGGAGUGAUCUUCCUCUUCCGGUUGGCCAGCAACAUCCUCAGAAAGAACGAUAAAUCCUUGGAAGAUAUUUACUACUCCAAUCUGACCUCCGAACUCAAAAAGAAAGGUCUCCAGAGCAAGGUGGCCGAAUGCUCUGCACUGACCAUCAGCAACAGAGCAGUCCUGCAGCCCAGCCAGGCCAGCCUGGGGCCAAAAUAUAAAAACAGUGAGUGCCAAACUGAAAUCCAGGGGAUCCCUUGA